Messenger RNA from Cebus imitator (Panamanian white-faced capuchin), 3061 nucleotides. It is a transcript of the gene SALL4, whose product is annotated as spalt like transcription factor 4. Gene Ontology annotation, cellular component: nucleus. NCBI's taxonomy places the organism in Eukaryota, Metazoa, Chordata, Mammalia, Primates, Cebidae. Gene Ontology annotation, molecular function: RNA polymerase II cis-regulatory region sequence-specific DNA binding; DNA-binding transcription factor activity, RNA polymerase II-specific. The record is from RefSeq and is a predicted model, not a curated record. Gene Ontology annotation, biological process: regulation of transcription by RNA polymerase II.
AUGUCGAGGCGCAAGCAGGCAAAACUCCAGCACAUCAACUCCGAGGAGGACCAGGGCGAGCAGCAGGCGCAGCAGGCGACCCCGGAGUUUGCAGAUGCAGCCCCAGUGGCGCCCACGCCGGGGGAGCCGGGUGCUCCAGUAAACCACCCAGGGAACGACAAUGAGGCGAGUGAGGAUGAUGCCACAGUAAAGCGGCUUCGUCGGGAGGAGACGCACGUCUGCGAGAAAUGCUGUGCAGAGUUCUUCAGCAUCUCUGAGCUCCUGGAACAUAAGAAAAAUUGCACUAAAAAUCCACCUGUCCUCAUCAUGAAUGACAGCGAGGGCCCGGUGCCUUCAGAAGACUUCUCUGGAGCGGUACUGAGCCAACAGUCCCCCAGCCCCAGCAGUAAGGAUCACAGGGAGAAUGGUGGCAGCUCAGGGGACAUGAAGGAGAAGCCAGGUGCGGAGUCGGUGGUGUACCUAAAGACAGAGACAGCCCUGCCAUCCACCCCCCAGGACAUAAGCUAUUUACCCAAAGGCAAAGUGGCCAACACUAACGUGACCUUGCAGGCACUACGGGGCACCAAGGUGGCGGUGAAUCAGUGGAGCGUGGAUGCCCUCCCUGCCCCUGUGCCCGGUGCCAACAGCAUCCCGUGGGUCCUGGAGCAGAUCUUGUGUCUGCAGCAGCAGCAGCUCCAGCAGAUCCAGCUGACCGAGCAGAUCCGCGUCCAGGUGAACAUGUGGGCCUCCCACGCCCUCCACUCGAGCGGGGCAGGGGCCGAAACGCUGAAGACCCUGAGCAGCCACGUGUCCCAGCAGGUGUCUGCAGCUGUGGCUUUGCUCAGCCAGAAAGCUGGAAGCCAAGGUCUGUCUCUGGAUGCCUUGAAACAAGCCAAGCUACCUCACGCCAACAUCCCUACUGCUACCAGCUCCCUGUCCCCAGGGCUGGCGCCCUUCGCUCUGAAGCCAGAUGGGACCCGGGUGCUCCCGAACGUCAUGUCCCGCCUCCCGAGUGCUUUGCUUCCUCAGGCCCCAGGCUCAGUGCUCUUCCAGAGUCCUUUUUCCACCAUGGCGCUAGACACAUCCAAGAAGGGGAAGGGGAAGCCCCCAAACGUCUCCGCAGUGGAGGUCAAACCCAAGGUCGAGGCGGUCCUCUACAAGCACAAGUGUAAGUACUGUAGCAAGGUUUUCGGGACUGAUAGCUCCUUGCAGAUCCACCUCCGCUCCCACACUGGAGAGAGACCCUUCGUGUGCUCUGUCUGUGGUCAUUGCUUCACCACAAAGGGCAACCUCAAGGUGCACUUUCACCGACAUCCCCAGGUGAAGGCAAACCCCCAGCUGUUUGCCGAGUUCAAGGACAAAGUGGCAGUAGGCAAUGGCACCCCCUAUGCGCUCUCUGUACCUGACCCCAUAGACGAAUCGAGUCUUUCCUUAGACAGCAAACCUGUCCUUGUAACCCCCUCCGUAGGGCUACCUCAGAAUCUGUCUUCGGGGACUAAUCCCAAGGACCUCUCGGGUGGCCCAUUGCCCAGUGACCUGCAGCCUGGGCCUUCUCCAGACAGUGAGGGUGGACCCAUACUCCCUGGGUUGGGACCAGACCAUCAUUCCCCAAGGGCUGGUGGCUUCCAAGGGAGUGGGACCCCCGAGCCAGGGUCAGAGACCCUGAAACUGCAGCAGCUGGUGGAGAACAUUGACAAGGCCACCAUCGAUCCCACCGAAUGUCUCAUUUGCCACCGUGUCCUAAGCUGCCAGAGUUCCCUCAAGAUGCAUUACUGCACCCACACUGGGGAGAGACCAUUCCAGUGUAAGAUCUGUGGCCGAGCCUUUUCUACCAAAGGAAAUCUGAAGACACACCUCAGGGUUCACCGAACCAACACGUCCAUUAAGACGCAGCAUUCAUGCCCCAUCUGCCAGAAGAAGUUCACCAAUGCCGUGAUGCUGCAGCAGCAUAUUCGCAUGCACAUGGGCGGUCAGAUUCCCAACACACCCCUGCCGGAGAAUCCCUGUGACUUUACGGGUCCCGAGCCGAUGACAGGGGGUGAGAAUGGCAGCACUGGCGCCAUCUGCCGUGACGAUGUCAUCGAAAGCAUCGAUGUAGACGAAGUUGGCUCCCAGGAGGCUCCCGGCAGCUCCUCGAAGGUCCCCACGCCUCUUCCCAGCAUCCACUCAGCAUCACCCACACUAGGGUUUGCCAUGAUGGCUUCCGUAGAUGCCCCAGGGAAAGUGGGUCCUGCCCCUUUUAACCUGCAGCGCCAGAGCAGCAGAGAAAACGGUUCCGGGGAGAGCGACGGCUUGACCAACGACUCGUCCUCACUGAUGGGAGACCAGGAGUAUCAGAGCCGGAGCCCAGACAUCCUGGAAACCACAUCCUUCCAGGCACUUUCCCCGGCCAAUAGUCAAGCUGAAAGCAUCAAGUCAAAGUCUCCCGAUGGUGGGAGCAAAGCAGAGAGCUCCGAGAACAGCCGCACUGAGAUGGAAGGUCGGAGCAGUCUCCCUUCCACGUUUAUCCGAGCCCAGCCAACCUACGUCAAGGUUGAAGUUCCUGGCACGUUUGUGGGACCCUCAACCUUGUCCCCAGGGAUGACCCCUUUGUUAGCAGCCCAGCCACGCCGACAGGCCAAAAUGAAAUCCAUAUGCACACUGAUUUUUGGAUUGCCAGUUCACUACAUGACACACGGAGCAAACAAUAACUCGGCCCGCCGUGGAAGGAAGCUGGCCAUCGAGAACACCAUGGCUCUGUUAGGUACGGACGGAAAAAGAGUCUCGGAAAUGUUUCCCAAGGAAAUCCUGGCCCCUUCCGUGAACGUGGACCCUGUUGUGUGGAACCAGUACACCAGCAUGCUCAACGGCGGUCUGGCCGUGAAGACCAAUGAGAUCUCUGUGAUCCAGAGCGGGGGCGUUCCUACCCUCCCGGUGUCCUUGGGGGCCAGCUCCGUGGUGAAUAAUGCCACUGUCUCCAAGAGGGAUGGCUCCCAAUCAGGUAUCAGUGCAGACGUGGAAAAACCAGGUGCUACUGACGGCGUUCCCAAACACCAGUUUCCUCACUUCCUAGAGGAAAACAACAUUGCGGUCAGCUAAGCUA